GUACCCUACAAAAAUACUAACAAAUCUGACUGCCUCAUAAAUCAAUUCCAGUUCAACCCAAAAGAGCUUCUGAGAACAUUCAAAUCUGUUAAAACUAUUGUUGUGUUUUGGGGGUGGUUGAUCGGUAACAUCAUGGUGCUGUGGUCAACUUGCAGAACAUCGGUACUUAAAUCUGUAACAAACCGAUUCAUUAAGAAUUUGGCCUGCUCGGGGAUCUGUGCCAGCCUAGUCUGUGUGCCUUUUGACAUUGCUCUUAGUGCCAGUCCACACUGCUGCUGGUGGAUCUAUACGAUGCUCUUCUGCAGAAUUGCAAAGUUUCUGCACAAAGUCUUCUGCUCAGUGACCAUCCUUAGUUUUCCAGCCAUUGCUCUUGACAGAUACUACUCUGUUUUAUACCCCCUGGAAAGAAAAAUAUCUGAUGCAAAAUCCCGAGACCUGGUUAUCUAUAUCUGGGCGCAUGCCAUAGUGGCCAGCAUUCCAGUAUUUGCUGUGACCAAUGUGUCUGAUAUUUAUGCCAUGUCCACCUGUUCUGAAUCUUGGAGUUACUCCCUUGGCCACCUGAUAUAUGUCAUCAUCUAUAACAUCACCACUGUGAUUGUACCAGUGGCUGUGGUGUUUCUCUUCAUGAUUCUUAUUCGCAGGGCACUGAGUGCCAGCCAGAAGAAAAAAGUCAUCAUAGCUGCCUUAAGGACCCCUCAGAAUACAAUUUCUAUCCCUUAUGCCUCCCAGCGAGAAGCUGAGCUUCAUGCCAUGCUGCUUUCCAUGGUUAUGAUAUUUAUUUUCUGCAGUGUCCCCUACGUAACUUUGGUGGUUUACCGUACCAUACUCAAUAUUUCAGAUAUUUCAGUCUUCUUGCUCCUCACUGCCAUUUGGUUGCCCAAGGUUUCUUUGCUGGCCAAUCCUUUGUUAUUUUUAACUAUUAACAAAUCAGUACGGAAAUGCUUAGUGGGGACACUAAUACGGCUGCACCGAAGGUAUAGCAGGAGAAACAUUGUCAGCCUGGGUGGUGUUGCAGAUGCUAAUCUGGAGCCCAGUGUCCGUUCGGGGAGCCAGCUUCUGGAGAUGUUUCAUAUUGGGCAACAACAAAUCUUCAAGUCAACGGAAGAUGAGGAGAAUGAGACUAAAUCUGUUGGCUCUGGUGACUUUCAACAGAAAGAAAUUCCUGCCACCAGUUUAGAGGUAGGAGAGACUUUGGUUCAUAAAUUUAUACCACAGAUGACUGCAGGCUCCGCAGCGCAGGUGGCGCCAGCUGUGCCCACAGAAGCUGAUGUGGUAAAUGAUAAAUAUUCCAUGCAGUUUGGUUUUGGACCCUUUGAACUGCCUCCACAGUGGCUGUCAGAAAACCGAAAUAGUAAGAAGCGACUCCUGCCUCCUUUGGGGAAUACCCCUGAAGAGCUGAUCCAGACAAAACAGCCUAAGUGUAAAGCAGAAAGAAAAAUCAGCAGAAACAAUAAAGUCAGUAUCUUUCCCAAGGUGGAUUCUUAG
Messenger RNA from Leptosomus discolor (cuckoo roller), 1485 nucleotides. The record is from RefSeq and is a predicted model, not a curated record. NCBI's taxonomy places the organism in Eukaryota, Metazoa, Chordata, Aves, Leptosomiformes, Leptosomidae.